AUGGCGGCCGACCCGCAGAGCCAGUCGCUGGUGGACGGCACGGCGGUGGCGGCGGCGCGGCUGCCGGCGUCGUUGGACAUGCCGGAGUUCAACACCGUCGACUUCAUCAACCACCUCUUCCCCAACGGUGCUGCCCUCCCCGCGCCUCAUCUUCCCCAACGGUGCUGCUCCCCCCACCAACCUGAACCCCUCCCCUCGCUCUCCAUCCCGCCGCGGCGAGCGCGGUUAGAACCAGCGAGCGCAGCAGCCACGCGCGUUCCGCGGCGGGGGUCGUGGUCACACCAGUCGUCGUUAGCGGCGGUGGAUCCGCUCAUCCAGAAGCUGCGCAACCGCAUCCGCCGAGUCGACGCCGAGAUCCUCCUCGCCAUCCGCCAGCAGAGCACGUCAGGGUCGCAAGCCAAGGACGACCUGGCAGCCUCCAUGCGGGCCAUUGAGGAGCUGUGGGUGAAGAUGAGGGCGAUAAAGGCGAAGGCGGAGCAGAGCGAGGUGAUGGUGCAGGAGAUAUGCCGCGACAUCAAGAAGCUCGACUGCGCCAAGAAGCACAUCACCGCCACCAUCACCGCCCUCAACCGCCUCGCCAUGCUCGUGUUUGCGGUGGAUCGCCUGCAGGCGCUGGCAGCCAACCGCCAGUACCGCGAUGCCGCCGACCAGCUGCAGGCGGUGACGCAACUGUUGGCGCACUUUGAGGCGUACCGCGACAUCCCCAAGAUAGCGGAGCUGCAGGGGCGGGUGGCGGCGCUCAAGGCCACGCUCAAGUCGCACAUCUUCUCCGACUUCUCCACCCUGGGCACGCCAGUGAUGAGGGAGAACGGGCAGGUGAUGCAGCAGCUGGCGGACGCGUGUCUGGUGGUGGCGGCGCUGGACGGCGAGGGGCACGCACGGGACGAGCUCGUGCGCUCCGUGUGCAGCAAGGAGCUCACUGCGUACCAGCAGAUCUUCCAGGGCACGGACGUGGCGCGGAUGGACAAGGUGGAGAGGCGGUACGUGUGGGUGAAGAGGCAGAUGAAGCUGAACGAGGACGUGUGGCGCAUCUUCCCACCCGCCUGGCACGUGCAGCGCCUCCUCUGCUCGCACUUCUGCCGCAUCACCCGGGCGCAGUUGAAGGAGCAGCUGGACGGAUCCAAGGACAGACCAGAUGUCACCACGCUCUUGCAGGCGUUGGAGCGCACGUUGGAGUUUGAGGACGACCUGGCCAAGCGCUUCCCCCCCGCGCCUGCCGCGGGCGCUGCCUCGCCCUCCUCGCCUGCUGCCGCUGCCCCCGCUGCUGGCGCCACUGAUGUGGAUUUUCAGUUCCAAGGGGCCAUCUCAUCGUGCUUUGAGCCGCACCUGGGGGUGUAUGUGGACCUCGAGGAGCGCACACUAGUGGACACACUUGACAAGCUUGUGCAGGAGGAGACAUGGGAGGCGGAGGAAGGCAGCCAAACCAAUAUCCUGCGCAGCAGCUCAGAGAUGUUUCUGGCGAUCCGCAAGAGCUUCAACCGCUGCUGCCAGCUCACCAGGAAGCAAACGCUGCUCAGCCUCUUCCAGGUGUUCAAGCGUGUGCUGCGGCAGUACGCGGCGCGCCUCAGCGCCCGCCUGCCCCGCGCUGCCCAACCCACCGCAGGGGGCGAGUGGCAAGUCAAGAUGACAGAGAAGGAUGAGCGAGUGGUGUGCUACAUCAUCAACACAGCCGAGUACUGCCAUGAGACGGCGGCCCAGCUGGCGGAGAGUGUGGCGAACCGCAUCGAUGCGGCGCUGGUGGGGUCCGUCGACAUCAGCGACGAGCAGGAGGAGUUUUCAAGCGCCAUCACGCGCGCGCUGGCAGUGCUGGUGGCGGGGCUGGAGGGGCGGCUGGACGGCGAGCUGGACCGCAUGGCGCGCAUGCCCUGGAGCACCCUUGAGUCCGUGGGCGACCAAUCCGAGUUCGUGAACAAUCUGAGCGCCAUCUGCUCCAACUCCAUCCCCAUGCUCGCAGGGCUGCUCUCGCCGCUGCACUUCCACUUCUUCCUCGAUAAGCUGGCAGCGUCAUUCGGCCCGCGCUACUACGCCACGGUCUUCAAGGCCAAACGCCUCUCCGGCACCGGCGCCCAGCAGAUGCUGCUGGACACGCACGGCAUCAAGACCAUUCUGCUCGAGCUGCCUGCACUGGGGGGCCUCGCGGCCACAGCAGCGUACAGCAAGUAUGUGACGCGCGAGAUGGGGCGAUCAGAGGCGCUGCUCAAGGUGGUGCUAGCGCCACAGGAGAACCUGGUGGACACGUACCGCACGCUGCUGCCCGAUGGCUCCGCUGCUGACUUCCUGCGCACACUCGACCUCAAGGGAGUGAAGAAGCCAGAGCAGCAGCCACUGGUAGACGCGCUCACAGCCAAGCUCAGAGCAGCAGCGCCCACUCAGGCCCCGCCCUCCAAGUCCCCCACCUCCUCCGCGGCACCCUCCACCUCCACCGCCUCUCACCCACUGCCUGCCACGGCUGCUGCCGCUCCCCCAGCUGCCACAGCCACCGCUGCUGCCGCUGCAGCAGCAGGCAUGCUGACGAGCGCUGCCAGCCGCGAGGCCAUGAUAGCGCGGGCGGCAGCGCUGGGGCGGGGAGCCAUGGCGCAGUCAGCGGCGGCGGCAGCAGCGGUGUCGCAGAACACGGCGCUGAAACGCAUCUUUGCCCUCGCUGAUUCCUCCACCGCCAGUGCGUCCAAGAAAGACAUGUCCUUCCGCUCCCUCUUCAAUGCUUAG
Messenger RNA from Closterium sp. NIES-65, 2706 nucleotides. The record is from the annotation of a GenBank genome assembly. Lineage: Eukaryota; Viridiplantae; Streptophyta; Zygnematophyceae; Desmidiales; Closteriaceae.